GGCGAGUUCGGCGAGGUGUGGCGCGGCCGCCUGGCGCUGCCGGGCCAGCCCGAGGCCGAGGUGGCCGUCAAGACGCUCAAGGGCGGCGCGGGCGAGCGGCAGCGGCGCGAGUUCCUGCGCGAGGCCGCGCGCAUGGCGCAGUUCCUGCACCCCAACGUGCUGCGGCUGCGCGGCGUCGUCAGCGCCGGGCCCCCCGCCAUGAUCGUCACCGAGUUCCUGCAGCACGGCGCGCUCGACGCCUUCCUCAGG
Onychostruthus taczanowskii (white-rumped snowfinch) is the source of this 249-nucleotide messenger RNA. RefSeq names its product ephrin type-A receptor 4a-like. Lineage: Eukaryota; Metazoa; Chordata; Aves; Passeriformes; Passeridae. The record is from RefSeq and is a predicted model, not a curated record. Gene Ontology annotation, biological process: protein phosphorylation; axon guidance. The transcript has a single exon. Gene Ontology annotation, cellular component: neuron projection. The annotation marks the transcript as partial. Gene Ontology annotation, molecular function: ATP binding; transmembrane-ephrin receptor activity.